This is a messenger RNA of Alternaria burnsii, 1722 nucleotides long. RefSeq lists its product as uncharacterized. The transcript has 3 exons. Lineage: Eukaryota; Fungi; Ascomycota; Dothideomycetes; Pleosporales; Pleosporaceae. The record is from RefSeq and is a predicted model, not a curated record. Bases 1 to 1722 code for a protein of 573 amino acids.
AUGUCACCUCGCAAGCGUCUUAUUCCGGUGCAGCCUCAAAGAGCUCGAAAGAGUGUGCGCACGCCCGUGUUGAAAAAUCCAUCAGCAAGCUCUAAGCGCGCACACGACUCCAGCCUCGACAAGUCCAGCCCUCAGCCUGAUCGCGAGAUCCAGUCACAAAUUCCUUCCAAUGUGACAAGCGACGCCUCGAAAGCGCAAACACCGGAGAACCACGGGCUUCCGUUACGUAGUAACGUGUCGAGCGAACUAACUUCGCCCAUGAUGUCACCUGGGCUGCGUGCGCUCGACACGUCCCUCCAUGAACAGGCUCGAAACGCCUGUCCUACCACCGCAUACGAUUGCUUUAGCUCGCAACCUCACCAGAAAGGCCACUUCUACUCCGCAAAUCAGCUCUUUCAACAAGGUGUCUGGAUUGGCUACUUGGCUCCCGAAAGGCAAAACGAGUCAUUUCGCGGGCUGCCCUCUUUCCACCAACUCAAGGUCAACUGGGCCAAGUUCCAAGGACCAUGUCCUCCAAUAGUUGAUGGUUCUCCCAGAGAGAAUCGCAACGCUAUCUGCCGAGGCUGUGCCAGUGACGAGUCUGCUCUCAUUGCUCUAAGUGAGGUGCAGUUCGGAACUAGGGUCAAGGUCGUGAUCAUGCCUCUCGACGGCGACGACGAUGCUGGAGUUUUUGCAAUCAUGAUUCCUCAAACGAAUGACAGGUCUUUACAUGGUCUCCAAUCCUUUCGUCCUUACGAACAUAUUAAGUUUUACAAUGACGGCAAAGGACAGGAAUUUGUUAACAAUUACAUGAUGCUCACUCUCCGUAACCCUGACAGCGAUGCUGGAACACUGGAAACAGUUCUCACAGCAUUGCCACCGAAAGAGCGUGCCGAUAUUGCUUUGAAGUUAAAACAAUUGCCAUCACGUGACGAACGUCUUUCCUCCACUCCCAGACUAUCGAAACUUUCUGACGUGGAUGCCACACCUCUGGCACCGCCUGUCAUGAGUAAAGCACACGUUGAUAAUAGCGAUGCUCGAAUCGAUGAGCCGAUGGAUGAGCCGAUGGAUGAGCCUAUGGAUGAGCCGAUGGAUAAGCCUAUGGAUGAGCCUAUGGAUGAGUCUGCGACGCGGAAACGGCGCAAGAUCAGCGACAGUGCCGCGAACAAGUCUGGGCCUGUACGAGAAAGUCCUACAGGCUGCAGUGUUGACCUUGCGCAGCCGCCACCACCGCAGUCGCCACCACGGCCACAACAAACACCCCAAAGGACCCCAACUCCUGCCAAUGAUGUAAAGCAUCAUGGUUCGAUAACAUCAGCGCCAUCGAGGCCUCCAUCUCAAGCUACCAGUGUUGCAAGUUUCUCGAACGGCAUAUCUCUUGACCUGACCGAUGAGCAAGCUGCGCGGAUCUGCUUCAUCUGGGCAGUAGUUGACGAUGAUAUUGAAUAUGAAUUCGUGCAUGCAUUGGUCGAGUGCAAGUCAUUCGGAGGCUUGCUCGGUCUUCUGGAGGAGGAUGCUGAGGCUAUCCCAUCUGCUGCCAGCAUGAUUAGCAGAACAAACGUCUGGCGACUGACGUACCGUCUCGGUGACGGUCCCAGCAAAGCAGUCGUGCUGCGUAAAGGCACUGAAGUUGCGUUCAAUCGUCUGCAAUUUACAAUUGCACAGGCUUCUAUCUGGCAAGAGAAUCCUAAUGCUAAGAUCGAUAUCGAACUCAAGUCGUUGAGCAGACCGGAUCCUGUGUGA